AUGGCGGCGGCGGGGCCCGCGGGAAGGGCACGCGGGGCUCGGGACGCGGGGGCCGCGCGGCGGGGCGGCGGGGGCCGGGGGGCGGCGAGGCCGCUGUCUUCGCUCGCUCUGCCCGCGGCGCCCCGGGGCGCUCUGUCUCAUGACCCUCGGACCGGCCGAGAGGGGGGCUCGCCGGGGGUCCCGAGCCGGCGGGCGGCGGGGCUGGCGGAGCGGCGGCGGCGGCGAGUGCACUGCGGAGCUGCCGCGGGGCGCGGGCUGCGGAGGGCGGCGGCGGCGGCGGCGUCAGAGCCGCUACGCGGGGCUGGCGCGGCGCCCCCACCCUUGCGCAGCCCAGUGCGCGCCCGCCCCUCUCAGUCCGACGGGCGCGCGGCGGGGCGGGGUGCGGGUGUCGCGGGGAGCGAGGGAAACGCCGGGGGCGGGAGCCGCGAGGAGGGGGCGAGGAGGAGAGAAGGGGCGGCCAGGGGGUCUCGGAAGCGUGGGGAGAAGGGGGUCGGGGAAGGGCGCCCGUGGGAAGGCGGCGGCAGGCGGGCGCGCGGAGGAGGGGGGUCGGGGGCGGGGUGGGCGCUGAAGUGCUGCAUUUCUUGGGGAGGUGCUAAGCUCGGCUCCUGGCCCUUCCCACCUCCCCGCGCCAGGGAGGGAGGGGCCCCGGGCGUGUGGAUGCUCGCAGUCCCGCACCCCAGUGUCCCCGCUCCAGAGUCGGGGCUGCCUUUCCGCUCGCAGCUUCUCCGGCCGAGGUCUGAGACCGGCGCCCACGAAGGCGGCAGGACGGUUACCUGUCUCCCGCGACGCAGGUGUCGUCUGAGCAUCGAUCGAGCCGGUGUCCCCGGCACUCGCCACUCGCGCAUUCAACCGGACGCCAGCACCCUCCCCGAAGGCAGCGGUGCCCGACCCCGGACGGCUCUCGGGAUGCCCCAGCGCGGUGCCCCCGCCAACCGAGCCUGUCUCCGCCCGUCCAGGGAGGAUGCGCUUCUCUGCGCGCCGCUCGCCUCAUCCGCUCUUCGCGUCCGUGCAGAACGGAGGCAAAAGGUUGGCCAUUUGCUGUCUUUUCGUUUGCAGGGCGUCUGGAAAGAGGCAGGACUUUAUGAGGGCCCCUCUGCGAAGAAACGCGGGCGAACGCCCUCUGGGCGCCGGGAGAUGUCCGGUGCCACCGGGGAGACGCGGGCUCGGCCCCGGAGAGCUGGAGCGCUCGGGUCCCGCUCUCCCCGUCGCCCGUGCGCGCCGCCAACACCCGGACUGCUUCUGUUGAACGCGGGGUGUGUGUGUCUGCGCAGGACCGAGACAGAGCGAGACCCCCGAGACAAAGCCCGAUCCUGUAGCAGACGUCGCCAAGGGCUGGAUCCGAGCGCCCUGGCUCCGAGGCGGGGUCGACGAACCGCGUUCAUCCUCCUUGGAGAGGAGGUGACUCCUCCAACUGCACAGCUCCGGGCAUUGUGGUGUUCCGGGGUCCCGGGAGAAGCUGGGCCACCAGGCGGAGGGUUCCAAGCAGACAGAUCACGCAAGGGAUGUCCAUGCUGACUCUUCUGCUCCAGGUGGGACACAUUAGGGACCCCACAGAGGCGGGGGCGGGUCCUGCCUCUGCUAGUUCAAGCCAAGCCCUGUUGAAACACAUCCUUGGCUGUGCAGGUGAGGGAUUCUCCUUGCUAUUGGAGCAAGGAGAGUAAUGCUCAUCUUCAGAGGCUUCUGGGCAGAUGCUGGGUGCACUCUCAGCAACAAGGACCAAAAAAACAGAGCAGGGAAGGCAGGAUUUCAUGAGACCCUUUAGGCUCUGAGAUGGGGUGAGGGAGCCUAUGGAGAGUCUGAGAUACUGAAGGAAUCUAUGAAGAAAUGAAGGAGUCAGGACCUAGAGCAGUGAGUUAGGCAGAUGCCUGGCUCCUGCCCUUUCUGAGAAUAAUGCCUCCUUGGGGGCCGGGUGGCAGGAAGCACAACCACCUCAUCCCCCACUUGUCCCCCUCGCAGAACAGACACUCAAUAAGCAUUUUUUGGGUGGCAUUAAAUGGAUUUCACACCCUCCCUGUCCCAUGAGCUCUUAAUAGACCAGGAAACACACACACUGCCCAGCUCCCAUGCUAGACGCAGGUUUCAUGGCUCUGUCUGCCCCUUGGCUGUCCUUUACAAUGCCAAAUGUGACUGAGCUGAAGGCCAGUCAUGCCCAAGUGUGUAAGAUGGAAGUUUGCUCCAGGGGAGCUUGGGAGGAGGGUGGGCAGACCCUAGUUCAGGGACUUCUUGCAAGCCCACUAAGCACCCUUCAGGAAUUGGAGGGAUAGCAGAGUGGCUUCCUAGGUCUAGUCAGACUGCAAUAAAAAUGUUGGGCUCCAGGAUUGCAAAGGGACUGUAGGUUUGACUGUUUGUGUCCUGAAGCCUGGGGGGAGAAGUGGUAGCAGUCACUAUUUUUGUUUGGGGGCCACACCCGGUGGUACCCAGGGCUUACUCCUGGCUCUGCACUCAGGAAUCACUCCUGGUGGGGUUUGGAGGACCACAUGUGGUACCAGAGAUCAAACCCGAGUCAACUGCAUGCAAGGCGAGAGCCUUACCCCCGCACUAUUGCUCCAGCCCUGCGCUCACCUCUUUUGGGUGUUUUGAGUAGACCGGGCACUGUGGGAAGCUCUCCGACUGCCUCCUUAGAGCCCCGCCAUCUUUAGCUGUGUCCACUGUUAUGAUUGGUGGGGCCAGGAUUGAAACUGGGGAGAUGGUAUUGGGGGAGAAAGGGACACUUCGAAAGCUGAUGCAGAGGUGCGACGAACCCAAGGAGCCGAAGGUGAGUCUUGCUUAGAAGAAACAGCGUUUGGCCUGUGCUGGUGUAAACCAACCCUCACUCCCAUCUAGAGUGGCCUCCUGGAGUCCUUGGGAACCAAACUGUGUUCUCCUAAAAUCCAACAUGUUCCAGUCCUAUUUUUCGGCAUGACUGCAUUUAGAGACAGUCCCUCUAGUAAGGAACAAGGGCUAAAUGAGACUACCUUAAGGAUGGGGCCCUGGUGUGGGUUUGUGUCCUGAAAAGACUCAGCAGACCUCACCUGCUCACCUCCUCGGCUGAGGACGGUGGGAGGGCAGCUGUCUGUGCGCCAGGAAGAGCCCUCACCCGAAAGCUCGCCUCUCACACCCUCAUCCGGAACACCCGGCUGCGGGAACAGUGAAAAAUGAAAUGUCUGCUGCUUAAGCUAACCCCGUCGUAGUGUUCUGUUACGGCGCCCAAGCAGGAUUCAGAUGCUGGAUGUGUCGGCUCUGGGUCAGCCCGGCUACGAGGUGGCCAGCUGAUAAGGCUAGAGGUCAGCUCUCCAGAAACACACAGACAGUGUUGCCCGUGGCUCAAAGCCCCCCUCCCCAAACCCUGCAACUAAGAGCCUAAGUUUCUUUCCCUUCCGGUUCCACUGCAGACUGAUGAGAUAGUGGCGUUCGUGGUCAGUAAACCCUGAACAAGUGCUUAUUCUAGAGAGAGGUGCUCUGCCUGUUUCUCUCAUGCUGUGAGAGGGGAGAGCUGGGCUGGGCCGUAUGUCCAGUUACAGAUGAGGACUCUGGAGGACAGAGAGGUUCAGUGGCCCAAGAUCUCGCAACCAAGUAGUGGCAGGUCCAGGAUUCAAACUGAGGAUCCCAGCUGCCCUCCUAACCAAUGAGUGAGGUUUUUUUUUUUUUCCAUAGUGACAUUCUUUUUUAAAAUUUAUUUAUUUAUUUAUUUAUUUAAAUUAGUGAAUCACCGUGAGUGUAUAGUUAUAGAUUUACACAUUUUCGUGCUUCUGUUUCCGUCAUACAAUGUUCAAGAACUCAUCCCUCCACCAGUGCCCAUUCUCCACCACCAGUGGACCCAGUAUCCCUCCCACCCCCAACGGGUGACGUUUUGAGGAAAGAAACAUAUGCCCGUAUCCACUCUUUGGGCACUGUCCAGCACUGAUGGCUCCACAGGUCUACUCUGGCCACCCUCAUCUUCCUCUCCGCUGCGAGCAGCUCUGUUAGGAAAGGGAGUUGGGGAGGCGGGGGCAGUCCUAUAGCAGGGGCUCGGAAGAGCUGAAUCACGUGAUCUCAGAAGACUUAGCCCUGAAUCACAUCAUCUCAGAAGACUUAGCCCUGGGCUUUCCAACCUCCAGACCCCUGGGCUCUACCCCGCAGGAAGGCUCCGAGACACUGAUUAUUUCCUCACCUGGCAUGCAUGAACAACUGCCAGCAUUAAUCUUAAUUUUUUUACUGGAGCAAUAGUACAGUGGGUAGGGCAUCUGCCUUGCAGGUGGCCCGACCGGGUUCCAUUCCUCCAUCCCUCUCAGAGAGCCCGGUAAGCUACUGAGAGUAUCCCGCCUGCACAGCAGAGGCUGACAAGCUACCCGUGGCAUAUUCGAUAUGCCAAAAACAGUAACAACAAGUCUCACAAUGGAGACGUUACUGGUGUCCACUCGAGCAAAUUGAUGAACAAUGGAAUGACAGUGCUACAGUGCUACAGUGCAGAAAUAGACCAAGGUCCAGAGAACUUAGCUCCACAUGCAUAGCACACAUUUCACCUGCAUAAAGCCCUCAUUUGAUCUCUGGCACUGCAUGGUCCCCUGAGCAAUGCCAGGAGCAACUGCUGAGCACAGAGUCAGGAGUAGCCCCUGGUGGGAGUACUGGUGGGAGUGUCCCAGAACAACAACAACAACAAUAACAAUAAUAAAAACAGCCAGCAGGAUCUCCUGGAUGGCCAAACAGUGCUUUAAUUGUCAUAGGCCUUCUGGCAAAAGAACCCUGGGGAGGCCAAGUACAGAGAUCUCGUGACUUAUCCAUCACAUUGAAUUCGUCGCGUCUGUUUGAAAUGUAGCUGGCUUUGUGUCAGGUUAGAACACUGUCUUAGCUUUUCCAGGGGUAGAGGACUGAAAGGACAAAGCUUUCCUCCUCCCUUUGUGCUUGCACAUAUUUCAGUCUAUUGAUAAUAUUAUCGGUGGUGGGGAGGGACUGCGGGGUUUCCGUCCCCCCGCCCUGGAAGAAAGCAGCGUGUGUAUUACUCAAGUGUGAGAAGCGUGCAUUUAAUUCAUUCUGACCAAGGAGAAAAUAAGCCUCACACAUUGGUGCCCCACACAGCCCUUGCCACCUGGACGGCCCCCGGCCUCCGUGCAGCUCCCCCACGGCUGCCUUCGAGGGGAAAUAUGACAGCGUAAUGAACAGUUGUACGAUGUGCUAUAAAAAGGCAAUUAAGGGAACUAUUGGACUGGGACAAGCCAGCGUGACCUGGUUAAUAGCUCUGAGCGGAGCAGGCUGUGGGGAGGCGACUGGGGGGGAGGGGCAGAAGCUCCUCAUGGCGCACACCGAGGGCCCCGGUGCCAACCCUGCAACCAGUGGGCCCAGGGUUACCCGGACUGGAUGUGGGUCCAGAGCUCUCUCUGGCGUCUGUGCUGCCACUUCCUGUUGAGUGGCCCUGGGCAGGGGAUCAUGGUUACACAGCUUCCUUCCAUUGACUCAUCCAUCAAAUGGAGAUAAAAAAAAAAUUGCUGUGGCUAGAGCUCUGGUCCUGGCAAUGCCUAGAGCUGCCCAUGGAGGUUAAAGAAAGAGGAUGAGGAGAUGUUUUGGUUUGGGGGACACACCCAGAGAUGCUCAGGGCUUACUCCUGGCUCUGUGCUCAGUGAUCGCUCCUGGCAGGGCUCGGGGGAGCUUAUGGGAUGCAGGGGGUCGAACCUGGGAUGGCUGCAUGGGAGGCCAGCGCCCUGCCCCUGUGCUCACACUCCGGCCCCAGGAAGGAGCCUGUGUCCCAGCGGGUCUUCCAACUGUACACGGCCAUGCUUCCAACUGUACACGGCCAUGCUUGUGUGAGUGCCCCAUCCCCAGGCUCUCCAUUCUCAGGGGAUGUGGGCUGCUGAGCAGACUUUCUGGAAUCUUCCACAUCAUCAUCCAUCCUGAGGUCGCCUUUCACCUCUUCUCCGAUUUCCUUGUCUCCUCAACCCCCUUCGUUCCACACGCCCCCCGUGUGUGAU
Messenger RNA from Sorex araneus (European shrew), 5921 nucleotides. Its product is annotated as translation initiation factor IF-2-like. Lineage: Eukaryota; Metazoa; Chordata; Mammalia; Eulipotyphla; Soricidae. The record is from RefSeq and is a predicted model, not a curated record. The transcript is spliced from 2 exons. Bases 1 to 1515 code for a protein of 504 amino acids.